Messenger RNA from Macrosteles quadrilineatus (aster leafhopper), 5561 nucleotides. RefSeq names its product ATP-binding cassette sub-family C member 5-like. NCBI's taxonomy places the organism in Eukaryota, Metazoa, Arthropoda, Insecta, Hemiptera, Cicadellidae. Gene Ontology annotation, biological process: transmembrane transport. The record is from RefSeq and is a predicted model, not a curated record. Gene Ontology annotation, molecular function: ATP hydrolysis activity; ABC-type transporter activity; ATP binding. The coding region runs from base 487 to 4818 and encodes 1443 amino acids. Gene Ontology annotation, cellular component: membrane. The transcript has 31 exons.
GUCAGUCCCUAGUGUUUUGUUUGUUGUUACCAGCUGGUGAUGAUGCUUAAUACUCAGCUGAGUUGAGUUUAUUAUUCCGUUGAUCUUGAUCGCUCCCUUUUAGCUUUCAGCUCAGCAGUCAGUUUUCGAUUUAGCCUAGUUUUCAUUGUUUACUAAGUUAGGCCUAGUUGUGUGUUGUGUACUUGUCAGUGUCAGUCAGUCAAAAGUUAAGUUUUUUUCAAGAUUGUGCUAUGGUUCAGGAUUGUGUGAUGUGAACUUGCCAACUUGGUUAAGUAAUUAGUCGUUGCAGUCUUCUGUUAAAAUCUUUUGGUUGUUCUCUGCUCUUUCUCAUAAACCAAAAAUACCUAGUGAAUUAAAUGAAAUAACUAGUGAACUAACCACAAGGUAAAAAUAAUUCUCCCAUAUUGUCUGUGGAAAGCACUCAAGAUUGUUCCUAACUUAGAUUUGUUAAUAAUGAAAUAUAGAUUUGAGUGAUCAAGAUUCUUUAUGGCUACCCCGGGUGGAUCGCCAUCCAAAUGGGACGAUGUGGAUCUCAACAACCUCUCUGACGAUGGGGGAGGAGACAAUGAGGGGGAGGGGACAUACAGGUACCCAGGAGAGUAUCGCAAGACAGCUCCUCAGUAUCUACCUGGGCGAGGAGUGGUCCGAUACAGCUCAGCGCUCAGACAUCUCAUACCAGUGAGAGCAAGGAAAAAAAAACGAGAAACUCUGGGCGUUGAUGAAGCAGGACUUUUCUCCUUCAUAUCCUUCAGUUGGCUGUCCAAGUACAUGAUGAGUGCCUACAAGAGAGGAAUCACAGCAGACGACAUUCCUGAUGUACCUCCGUCGGACUCAUGCGACUACAACGCUCAGAGGCUGGAGGUGAUGUGGCAGGAUGAGAUGUCAGUCAAGGGUCCCAAGGCUGCCUCCCUCAAGUGGGUCAUCUGGAGGUUUAUCCGCACCAGAGUCUUCCUGUCCAUGUUCAUCAUCUCACUCAACAUCACCACCAGCUUCAUCAGUGUGGCUUUUGUAAUGCGGUGGCUCUUGGAGUUUGCCGAGAACCCUGAUGCUCCUAUGUUGGAGGGGUUCAAAUGGGCUUUCCUCUUAGGAGUUACUGAACUCUUCAGAAUAGUGUUCUACGCAGGAGCCUGGGCUGUUUCAUCCAGAACAGCUAUUAGACUGAGGGCGGCCUGUCUAACAAUGUUGUACCGGAAAAUCAUCAGAGUUCACACACUGGGCGACAAGACCAUUGGAGAGCUGGUGAACAUGUUUGCCAGUGACAGCCAGAGGAUAUACCAGAUGGUAAUCUUUGGUCCCAUGGUGAUCAGUGGUCCUGUGUCCAUGGGCUUUGGUGUUCUGUACAUCCUGUGGCUGCUCAGCCCCUGGGCGCUUGCUGGCAUGUUGGUCUUCUUACUCUUCUACCCCAUCCAGUACGGACUGUCCAGAUUAGUCGGCCAUUUCCAAGCUAAAGUUGUGGCAAUGUCUGACAAGAGGAUCGGCCUCACAUCUGAGAUUCUCUGCUGUAUCAAGCUGAUCAAAAUGUACGCUUGGGAGAAGAGUUUUGCCAAAUCACUCUUUGACCUACGACAGCGAGAGUUGAAGUUCCUUCAAUAUGCGAUGUAUUUCCAAAGCUUGACCAUCUCGGUGGCCUCCACUGUGCCGAUAGUCACUGCCAUAGUUAUGUUCCUCUCUCACAUCGGGAUGGGCUACAAUAUCACCCCUUCACAGGCAUUUUCAGUAAUCAGCAUCUGCUUGAAACAACUGCGUAACGUUCUCACCAAUACGCGAGAGGGGUGGAAGAAACUCAUCGAGGGAGGAAUAACCGUGGAGCGUUUCCAGGCAUUCACGUCCCUCGCUAUGUUAACCUCUGUGUUAGUCCCGAUGUGGCUCUGUUGGUCGGAAGCCUGCCGCAGUUUAUACAGAGGAAUACCCACCCUUCGACGGAUAAAGAGCGUAUUGUUGCUGAAUGAGAUCUCGCCUUACGUAGCCAAACCAAUGGACAAGUCUCAGGCUGUCUGUAUUUCCAAUGGAACCUUCAGCUGGGACACUCCUCCUCCUGAUAGGAAAACUGCCAAGAGUAGCAAGAAGGGCGGAUCCUUCACUCUGCGGGGCUCAUUGCGAGCCAAGAAAACUCAACACAUUCCAGCAAAUCCAGAGGAGACAACAGUUCUUAACUCUCUUCCUAAAAUUGAGCCUGUGCUAAAAGACAUCAACUUCUAUGUGCCUAAAGGUAGCCUGAUCGGCGUGUGUGGACAAGUUGGGGCAGGAAAGUCCUCACUAUUGUCCGCAGCCCUAGGCCAGCUAAAGAUGGACUGCGGCAAAGUGUCGAGGGAAGGAACAUGUGCCUAUGUGAGUCAACAGGCCUGGAUACUCAAUGCUACUCUCAGAGAGAAUGUUCUGUUUGGAGAGGCAUUCAACGCUAAAAGAUACUUCUACACUCUGAACUGUUGUGCACUGAAUGAAGACAUCAACAUGCUACCAGGAGGAGAUGAGACUGAGAUUGGGGAGAGGGGAAUAAACUUGUCUGGAGGUCAGAAACAGAGGGUGGCUCUGGCUAGAGCUCUCUAUGCUAACAGAGACAUAUAUUUCUUGGAUGAUCCGUUGAGUGCAGUGGAUGCCCAUGUUGGAGCUCACAUCUUCAACAAGUACAUUUUGGAAGCCCUACAACAAAAGUCUGUCAUAUUUGUGACCCAUCAGAUACAGUUUUUGAACCGUUGUGACGAAGUAUGUGUGAUGAAAGAUGGUAGGAUAGUUGAGAGAGGGACUCAUGAGGAGCUGUUGAAGCAGGUAGGAGAGUACGCUUCAAUGGUACAAACCUGGCAACAGUCACAGAACAAUGCUGCCAACACAGCUGCCAUUGACAGUAAUGUGGAAGUGUUAGGUGUUAAUGGCGAAUGUGGUGAGGAGAAAAUUGUAACAAACGGCAAAUUGGAGAAAGAAGUACCAGCUCAAAAUGGAAAUACCACCACCCCAGGAGGAGCAGGUGUUCUCACUCAGGCAGAACACAUUGAGAGAGGAACACUCCACCCUGAGACGUUCUCUAGCUACAUGAAAGCAGCGGGGGGUGUUUUUGUGGUGAUGUUGGUAGUGGGCAUUAUUGUGUUGAAUGUUGGUGUCACUGCCUUCAGCUCUUGGUGGCUGGCGUUGUGGAUAAAGGCUGGAUCUGGGAACAGUUCAAUUACCAGAACUGAAUCGUUUAUUGUCGACAAUGAGACAUUAACCAGAAAUGUGACUGUAAUCAACCCCAAUCUGGCAGACAACCCAGACUUUGAAAUGUACAGAACCGUCUACGCUCUCACCAUUGUAGCUAUCAUAGCUACGAACCUGAUACGGGGACUGGUCUAUGCCAAGGUGUCAUUAAAGGCUUCAAGAACGUUGCAUUCCCUGUUAUUCGACAAGGUAAUCAAAGCUCCAAUGCAGUUUUUUGAAACCACUCCAAUGGGCCGGAUGCAGAAUCUAUUUUCUAAAGACUUGGACGAAGUUGACUCCCACUUGCCCUUCACGUUGGAGUGUAUGCUGGAAGAUGCUUGUACGCUCAUGUUUGCCAUUCUCUUCAUCUGCAUAGUCUUCCCGUGGUUCAUCGUCCCACUGCUGAUUCUCUCGCUCUUUUUCAUAUCUGUCAGCAGGAUAUUCAGAGUUGCAGUAAGAGAUCUCAAGAGAUUGGAGAACACAUCAAGAUCUCCCAUCUUUAGUUCUGUGUCUGCCACUGUCCAGGGACUGUCCACUAUACACGCCUUUGGCAAAGAGAACGAGUUUAUCAGCAAGUUUACGAACACAUUUGAUCGCAACUCAACUUGUCUGUUCAUGGCAACAUCAGCUGUGCGAUGGCUAGCCCUGAGGAUAGACGCAAUGAAUGUUGUGAUGAUACUGAUCACAGCCAUACUGUCAGUGCUGCUACACAACCAAGUACCUCCAGCCAUGACAGGUCUAGCCAUCGCAUACGCUGCCUCCAUCAGUGGCAUCUUCCAAUAUGUCAUCCGCAUGGUUGCUGAAGCUGAGACAAGACUUAUAUCUGUAGAGAGAAUUACUUCCUACCUUCAGAAUCUCAAAACAGAAGGAGGCACUGGACCUAAAGGGAAACCUUGGCAAGGAUGGCCACAAAGGGGAACCAUUCAUUUCAACAAGAUCAACCUGCAGUAUCGUAGCUCCUUACCUACAGUACUCAAAGAUGUGUCUUUCAAAGUCAAGGAUACUGAAAAACUGGGCAUCGUGGGCCGGACGGGGUCAGGUAAAAGCUCACUGACCACAGCGCUGUUCCGUCUGGUAGAGUUUUCUGGAGGAUCUGUGGAGAUUGAUCAGCUCAACAUCUCGUCUCUGGAUUUGGAACAACUCCGGACUCAGCUGACAAUCAUCCCUCAGGAUCCUGUACUUUUCUCUGGAUCAGUAAGGAGCAAUUUAGACCCUUGGAACUCGUGUGACGACGCAAGACUGUGGGACGUGUUGGAGAAGACACAGAUGAAAGAAAAGGUGCAAGCUAUGACCAACAAAUUGGAUGGUAAAGUCGGCUAUGGAGGUGACAACCUCAGUGUGGGGGAGAGACAACUACUGUGUCUGGCUAGAGCUUUGCUGAGGAAGACUAAGAUCCUGAUUCUGGAUGAAGCAACAGCUGCAGUAGACCCAGACACUGAGGCUGCCAUACACAGAGUGAUACAGGAUGAGUUCAGGGACUGUACUGUGCUGACCAUUGCACACAGGAUAUCUACUGUGCUGGGCUGUGAUAGAGUGUUGGUAAUGGAGCAGGGCGAGGUAGCAGAGCUGGACAAGCCGUCCAAGUUGUUGGAUUCACCUCAGUCCAAGUUGUCACAGCUGAUGGCUGCCACCAAAGAGACAAACAGCUGAUUGUGACAAAAUACAAUCAGCUGUUUAGUAACUCAUGAGACUGCACCUAAUUCAGCCUUUUACUAUCAGACUGAGCGUUUUUUGUAGGACAAAUUUUACUAUAAACUUUUUAGUUAUUGUUCAUCCUUCUUUUUAGGUUCACCCCAAAUGAUUGUCAUCAUUAGAUUUAAUUUUAUUGACUUGUAGAUAACUUUUAUGAUUACCCAUAAGAGUUGACAAUUUUAAAAUUUUUAAUGCAAAAUUUUAACAAUUUUCAGAAAAAAUAUGGCCUAAAAUAUGGUCUAAUCCUAGUUAGUGCUGAUUCCUUGAUGUUGUGAGAUUGAAAUAUCCCACCUGGUAAUGUUCGUGUAGGGCAAUCAUUCACUGUAUGACUCAUUCAGCUCAUGACUAGUCUUGAGAACUGUUUCCACUAGAAUUUAUUUUUUCUUCUUUGAGUAAUCUUUGGGAAGGCCCUUUCUAUUUGUACAAAGUUCACACGUUUGUAUUUUUUAUUGACAACACUUAUUUGUAUUAAUCAACAAAAUUUUAUUUACUUAGCCAUGCACUCAUAAGAAAACAUUUUUUUAAUAAUGUUUUAGUACUCCUUUGUUAUUUUUCUUAUUUAGUAAAAUUUAGAUGAAAAAUUGUAGCUAUGUUGUUAAUGCUAAUAUUUCAUAUCAUUUAGUUACUUAUAUAACUUGAAAAUAAAAACUAUGUAUUAAUAUUAUAUAAGUCUUAAUUGUAUUAUAGAUAUUUGUACAGUA